Coccinella septempunctata (seven-spotted ladybird) is the source of this 736-nucleotide messenger RNA. Its product is annotated as transmembrane emp24 domain-containing protein-like. Gene Ontology annotation, biological process: endoplasmic reticulum to Golgi vesicle-mediated transport; Golgi organization; intracellular protein transport. The coding region runs from base 111 to 716 and encodes 201 amino acids. Gene Ontology annotation, cellular component: endoplasmic reticulum-Golgi intermediate compartment; endoplasmic reticulum; Golgi apparatus. The record is from RefSeq and is a predicted model, not a curated record. The transcript is spliced from 3 exons. NCBI's taxonomy places the organism in Eukaryota, Metazoa, Arthropoda, Insecta, Coleoptera, Coccinellidae.
CAGUGACAGUUCAGAAAAUGUCAACAAAAACCAACCUAUGGUUUCGUAUCGUGAAAUACGUGGCCCUAUUUUUACCUACUUUCAAAUUUAACUUGAAUUUAUAAGUCAAAAUGUUGCUUAAAAUAUGUACCUUCUGUAUAUUAAUUCUUGUCUUCACAGCACAAAGUUUUGCGUAUUUUGUAACAGUGGAUGCUCAUGCAGAAGAAUGUUUUUUUGAUAAAGUUGAAGAAGGAACGAAAAUGGGUCUUACGUUUGAAAUAGCAGAAGGUGGUUUUCUGGAUAUUAACGUUCGAAUUAUGGGGCCCGAUGGCGAGGUUAUACAUGAAGGUGUUGGGGAGAGUCACGGCAAAUAUACCUUCACAGCAAACACUAAAGGUGUUUACACUUAUUGUUUCUCAAAUAAGAUGUCGACUCUUACGCCUAAGGUUGUCAUGUUUAAUAUGGCAAUUGGUGAAGCUAGGAGCCAAACGAAACCUGAUGGUGAGAACACCAACAAACUAGAAGAUAUGAUAAGAGAACUGAGCUCAUCGUUGAGUGGCGUCAAGCAAGAACAAGAGUACAUGGCAGUUAGAGACAGGAUUCAUAGGAGUAUAAACGAAAGUACAAACUCCAGAGUAGUGUUGUGGUCAUUUUUUGAAGCUUUGAUAUUAGUGGCCAUGACUGCCGGUCAAGUUUAUUACCUCAAGAGAUUUUUCGAAGUGAGGCGUGUAGUUUGAUUAAAUCUUGAGAAAGUGUG